Messenger RNA from Bombus impatiens (common eastern bumble bee), 2571 nucleotides. Its product is annotated as homeobox protein Nkx-2.3. The record is from RefSeq and is a predicted model, not a curated record. Bases 313 to 1335 code for a protein of 340 amino acids. Gene Ontology annotation, cellular component: nucleus. Lineage: Eukaryota; Metazoa; Arthropoda; Insecta; Hymenoptera; Apidae. Gene Ontology annotation, molecular function: DNA-binding transcription factor activity, RNA polymerase II-specific; RNA polymerase II cis-regulatory region sequence-specific DNA binding. Gene Ontology annotation, biological process: cell differentiation; regulation of transcription by RNA polymerase II. The transcript is spliced from 3 exons.
CCUUGAUUCGAGUCGGUGACGAGGGUUUGCCGAAUAGAGGAUCGAACGAAAGAGAAUAGAGAUCGAUCGGGCUGGACCGCUGUUCGACGAAGGAAUAAACCGAGGUAGUGAACGAUGUCGGAGAAACGUGGCCGAUGAAAGUGCGAAGAGGAUGUGAAACGAUGGACAUCGAAGGAAUACGAUCGUCGAACUUGUGAAAAUAUAAUAUAGGCAAAAGACAAAGUGCGCGGGAAAUCGAGAGACUUUUCUGGUAGUAAGGUUCGAAGAGAGCUGUCUGCGGGAAAUCGAGCUCGGUACGAGAAAGUAGAAGAGAUGUCGGAUAUCGUGGAAGACGACAAACGGAGCGAAGCUUCCCCGAAACCGUCUCAAUUAACUCCCUUCAGUAUCGCCGAUAUCCUGAGUAGAAGAACCUCGUACACGGAACGACGACCUUCGGAGUCGGAAGAAGCGCAAGCUGUAGCGUCGUUCGCGAAGAAAUCCCAUCAACGCGACUACGAUUGUUUGGAGAACGGCCACAGGGAAACUCGAUCGGAGGAUCGUAAUCAGAUGGCCAGAUUCUCGAGGCUACCUUCGCCGGAUCUCAACGUGGCCCGCGAACUCGACAUCCUGACGAGAAACCUGGUCCACGCGAAUAUCUCCAACUUUGGAAAUAUUCCACACUUGGCUCAGGGAACGUUCAAGCAUCUGGAGAGCCUGGGCAACAUGGGUGGUUAUCAGCCGGUGAAGGAUUCGAGGGAUUCUUCGCAGAGGCAACAGGACGAGGCGUUGGACAUGAGCAAGAACAAAUAUUUGGAGGACGGGGAGGAAGACAUGUUCGAGGCGCAGAAUCACGGACAGAAUCUGCAGAGCAGGAAGAAACGUAGCAGGGCGGCCUUCUCUCACGCCCAGGUUUACGAAUUGGAGAGAAGAUUCGCGGCGCAGAAAUACUUGUCGGGGCCCGAGCGAGCGGACCUUGCGCGAGGACUCAAGCUGACCGAGACUCAAGUCAAGAUUUGGUUCCAAAACAGACGGUACAAGACCAAAAGACGACAGCAGCAGGAGCUAGGCGCGCUGGUUAAUUCCGGAAACGCGAGGCGCGUGGCGGUACGAGUGCUCGUGCAUCCGGACGAGCAUCUGAGGGGAUUGCCACUUCGUGGUUCCGGGCAACUUCCCGGGCAAAUGUCAGCCCCGCAAAUUCAUCCGGCGAACAAAGCGCUCGGCGGUUUCCCGUACUACUGUCUCCCCUAUCAUCCCUUGCUAUGCCCGCCCCUUCACUCCACUCACAUUCAGGUGCAAAACACGAUCGCGCCGGACCUCGACCCGAGCCAGCUGGCGAAACUCAACGACGAGAAAUAAAGCGAAAAUUUCGCCAUUUCGCUAGGAUCGAGAACGAGAGUGUCGUUGGUUGAUCGAUUUGGUGAACCGCGGCUCCGAGCUACCGCCAAGUCGUCCAGCGUUCAUCGUGCACACCUAUCGCGUUAUCUCUACCGAAUCAAAGUUUCCAAAGAAGUUUUAGAUCGUGUAAUUCUCGGAUCGCGAUCAAACUAGUCCGUUUCAAAGUGCUCGAUUCUCUCGCUACCUUUUCUUUUUUUUUUUUAUCGAUAUUCCACUUGAUCGGCGAAAGAAUAGAUCCACGGAAGGCUGUUUUACGACGGUUACUGGUUUUUGUAGCUGUACUUAUCGUUCGCUUCGUACAGUCUUAGUCCGGUCAUCGUUAAACCAGUCUACGUUCCGACGUUCUAUGCGAAUCGAAAAAUGUCGUCGACUGAAUCAGACUACACACGGACGUUAAACGUACCUCGAUUGCAAUGUAAAUUUAAAUAGCCGACGUUCUCAUUCUCUCCGAAUGGAUACGAGGCAACGACGCUCGUAAUUACAGUCACUCGCACUACCUAUUACGAAGUAAUGGUUGAUGGUUGAUAAAUGAGCACGUUAUCGAUUAAUCCACGUAGUGUCCGAGAAAUUUACUGUACGCGUUAAUUAUAAAUUUUCUUAUAGAUAUAUCAGAGUCUAGGACGAAGGUCAAUGUAAAUUAGCGUGUAAAUAACUGUAUAAAAUGGAAUCUCGAACGGCAUCGGUGAGUGGAGUAUUUAUUUAUUCUGAAGCCGCACGUGACGAUAGAAAUCUAUCGCUCUAUACGGCUGUCACGGAAACCACGAUUAAUAUCAUUUGAUAGUUAUACCUCCAAAUUCCACCAACUUCCUUUUAGCGUUCGAACGUGUCGCUGUAUUCUGUUUUGUUACUUUGUUUGUACUUAACCAACGUAAUUUCCUCGAUAUCGGAACUGCGUCAAACGCUGUUAAAUUUAUAAAUUUUUCGAUGGAGAGAGAGAGAGAGUGUGUGUGCGUGUGCGUGCGCGCGUGUGUGGGUGUGAGAGAGAGAGAGAGAGAGAAGGAGGCAGAGAGUUCAACAAAAGAGGAAAUAAAGUAGAAACAUUUAAGAAACAAGCACGUGCAAUAAAGUCGAUCGACACACCGAUUAAUUAUAGUCACCGUAAUGUAAGACGCGCGUCGAGCCAACGCUCCGAUUGUUUCUGCGUACGUACAUAUGUGAUCACACAGAUCUAUUCGAAAUAUACGUGGUUCAUUAAAA